AUGUUUAACUCUCCUAUGCUGUUGGACUUCAACAGCAGCACUCAACAAAAGAGAUCCAAAAUCACAAAGGCAUGCGAUAAUUGUCGACGGAGAAGAGUCAAGUGCGACGGUGUCCCUGAUGGUUGCAGUGGUUGUAAAGCGGCAAAAACCCAAUGUGUUUACACAACCAGCAACACAAAGCGUGGUCCUCCAAAGGGCUACGUCGAAGUGAUUGAGGACAGACUGGGCAAGAUUGAAAAUAUGCUUACCAGUAUUGUUAGAAAAAAGAAAAACACCCUCCCCGAGGCCUCGUCCUCUUCAUCCACAGACAAGGCCACUGUCUCAUCCUCCACUGCUGCGUCUGCUUCUCAUACUUCUCAAAAUAACGAGGACAACGAGGACAGCCAUGAUGAAGAUGAGGAUGACGGCUGCGCCAGCACUUACUCUAACGACCUCGUUAAGGUCAAGCAACAGCCUGCUUCGCCUGCUUUACGUCCUGCUCGCUCCAGCACCCCAUCCUCGCGCAACAUCCGCUCGGGUUCUGUGGCCAUGUCACCCCUUGGCCGUCACUCACCUUUGAUUUCUCGCAACCAUUCCAUCACAUCCUUACUCCCGUUUUCCCAUGAUGUCUUGCCCCAUCACUCUUCACAGAACGACAGCAGCCUAGUCACCAAUGCAGAUAUCGCUUCUCUCACCUCAAUGUUUGAUAAAUUGGGAUCUACUUCAGUCCGUACCACUGUUCCCUUCCCCUGGCUUGGCCCAGAGCAAUCUCUCCAAUACGGUCGCAACCACCUUCAGUUCACACUUCAGAGUCUUGAGCCUUCUCUUCCUAUCCUUACUCGCUCUUUCACACCUACCAUCUCUCCGGAGCAGACUCUUCAGUUGAUCGAAUCGUUCUUUGAACGUUUCAAUAUCUACUUGCCCAUUAUCCAUCGUCCCACCUUUAUGAAGCAAUGGGAGCAACAAAACUGCCCUCUUUGCCCCCAAACACCUUCUUCCCACCCUAGAAACCGCCCAGCUCAGGCAGAGGAUAUCGAGGCACAUAACCAACAUUCUCAAGAUCCAGCAGCACCUAUUUCCCCCUUGUUGCUCAAUGCCCUUUUGGCAGUAGCAGCCAAGGUUCCCUCGACCAACUCUGUGACUUUGGAGGAUCGUCAACACUCAGGCUUCCUAAGUCAAAGUUUCUUUGAUGCUGCACGCUUAUUGCUAGACGACUUUAUGGACGUACCCCGUGUGAGUACUGUUCAGGCAUUGUGUCUGAUGUCGCAGUAUCACCACCAAGGCCAAUGGAAGGCUACACGCAGCAGUAGCUAUCUCUCGAUGGCUAUUCGUAUGGCACAUGAAUUGGGACUCAACCGCGAUCCUGAAAACAUAAUCAGUGGUCCCGAGGCUGACGGUCUUCGCUAUUUGUGGUGGUCGAUGUUCAUCCUUGACCAUCAAUUCUCUUCCUGGUUGGGCUUGGGUCUGAUGAUGCACGACAAAGAAAGUGAUGUCGAACUACCCAUGGCCCCGACUUCUUCACAGCAAGACUUGCGUGGAUUUAUCUGCAUGGUCCGCUUGGUCAAGAUCCUUGGAAGUGUUCUGCAGCAUUCGUAUUCUGCCCAAUCAUUACCACCUCAGUUCGGUGGACAUGAUUCGAUGGUGUCUUUUAUCGAAGGGUCACUUUCCUCCUGGUUGAGUAACUUGGCGCCUGAGAUGCGUUGGCAAAACCCCAAUGUUUCCAAGCGAGGCUCUCCAGGUUCUCCUUUGCGAUCACCGCCUUCCAUCCAAGCUUCGCUUGCCGAGGCCAAUCGAGCUGUUGCUCUCGCAAAGGAGGCCGGUGAGGUGUACCCAGCUUAUCUUUACAUUGUCUAUAACACCACUUUGAUUCUGCUCCAUCGUCCCUAUAUCGUUGGUGCAGCUGGUUCUCCUGCAGCCGCGCAGUCAAACACCAUUUGCACAGGCUCCGGACGCGCCAUCACCGACAUUGCACAGGGAUUAGACAUGGAGCAAUGCUCGUAUGUUGUCAACCGAUUUGCACUCUUCGCUCUUUUGCAGGCAGGUGUGAUUCAUGCCAUGAAUGCAGUCUAUGAUAAGCGCGGCUCACAAGUGGCGAUGGACUAUUACAAGCGCACGCUCAAUGUAUUGGAAAGCUUCCUUAACUGUUCCUCAUACUCGGGAGGUGUCUUAGAGGGCAUUAAGAUUUUAGAGCAGUUUUUGGCCACUACUUCUCAAGCAGCAGCAGAAGAUGAGAUCAAUCAGGGUGGUGAGAACAUGGUACAGCAGGAGAGUGAUGCUCUGCCAAGCCGCAAGAGGCGUCAAUUCGAGGCAGUUCCUUCAAUGUCGCAACAUUCAACAACAUCUGUGCAGUACACUCCAACUCUGACAAGAACCUUGCCUAUCUCUUCGAUGCCACAGCACAUCAUGACUCCCACUUUCUCGAUGAUGACAUCGACUACUUCUGAUGUGACAAAUGGCGCUAUCAACGCUCCCCAGCUCAUCUAUAACCUAGUAGCACAGCAACAACAACAGCAACAGCAGCAACAGCUUACAUUGGACUUGAAGGAGCAACAGAAGCAACAGCAGCUCAAAAUCCAGCAGCAGCAUCGCUUGUAUCAGCAGAUGCAGACCUUUGGUGCUAGUGUAUUGAACAAGCCUUCUGAGAUCAAGACUGAGUCAUUGCUGGAGCAGCAGCAGUUACAACAGCAACAGCUAAUGAGACAGCAGCUUCAGCGUCAACAGCAGCGUCAGCAAUCGGAUAUGGACCUUUCCAUGGAAGCACAACAAAAGAUGGGUCAGGAACAAUUGGGCAUGGGUCCAAUGGCUUCAACCAUGACAGAUGGUUUUGAUUAUGACCCUACCAAAUUCUGGAUUGAUUUCACAGACUCUGGCAGUAACGGAACUCUCAAUCCUGCUCAUAUUCAACAGCAAGAUCCUUCCAUCGCAAGCAGUCGCUCCAUGGUUGAGCCUCAGCUUAGUGGCUCGCUAUGGAUGUAA
This is a messenger RNA of Lobosporangium transversale, 2955 nucleotides long. RefSeq names its product fungal-specific transcription factor domain-domain-containing protein. The record is from RefSeq and is a predicted model, not a curated record. NCBI's taxonomy places the organism in Eukaryota, Fungi, Mortierellomycota, Mortierellomycetes, Mortierellales, Mortierellaceae. Gene Ontology annotation, molecular function: zinc ion binding; DNA binding; DNA-binding transcription factor activity, RNA polymerase II-specific. The transcript has 5 exons. Gene Ontology annotation, biological process: DNA-templated transcription; regulation of DNA-templated transcription. The coding region runs from base 1 to 2955 and encodes 984 amino acids.